Molecule: messenger RNA, 2266 nt
Organism: Oreochromis aureus
Lineage: Eukaryota; Metazoa; Chordata; Actinopteri; Cichliformes; Cichlidae
Gene: rars2
Product: arginyl-tRNA synthetase 2, mitochondrial
Exons: 20
Coding region: 132-1871 (579 amino acids)
Biological process (GO): arginyl-tRNA aminoacylation; mitochondrial translation
Cellular component (GO): mitochondrion; cytoplasm
Molecular function (GO): ATP binding; arginine-tRNA ligase activity
Source: RefSeq, a predicted model, not a curated record
AUGAAAUCGGAAGUAGUAGCAGUAAUACGGAAGUGCAGCAGCAAUGUGUCAAUGUGAAACCACCCUGCAAGGGCUUUUUUUUAUUUAUGCAUAAAGGUUAAGUUAAGGUUUUGUUCGUGUGUUUAGAAAACAUGGCUUGCUUUUUCAGGAGAAAAAUCGCGGAGAAGCUGGGUAGAGCGCUGCAGCAGUCAGAGGAUGUUUUUAUUCCAGCUCUGACAGCAGUUCCAGUCCUGAAGAAACAGCAGGGAGCCGAUUUCAGGCUUUUAAUUGGAACACUGAGAGCCAGUGGGAUUUUACCAUCCAGUGGAGACGUUCAGGUGCAGACAGAAAACUUGGCCACUCAGUUGAAGCAGGACAAUGUGGUGGAAGACAUCUCAGCUGCACGUGGAAUUAUCAACUUUAAAGUUAAUCGCAAGCUUCUCGCUCAGAAAUUGUUGGAGCCAUUUGGAAAUGGGGAGGAUGAUAAAUUCGGGUUAAAUAGUGAACUUUUCAAUACUCUCACGACAGGAACGACAUUAGUGGAGUACAGCUCUCCAAACAUUGCCAAAAAAUUCCAUGCUGGACACUUGCGGUCCACAAUAAUUGGUAACUUCAUUGCUAACCUUAAACAGUCACUUGGAAAUGAUGUCAUUCGAAUGAACUACCUUGGAGACUGGGGGAUGCAGUUUGGUUUGCUGGGAGCUGGAUUUGGGCAAUUUGGAAGUCCAGAAAAAUUAAAACAGAAUCCCUUACAGCAUUUGUUCGAAGUUUAUGUUCGAGUAAACAAAGAAGCAGAGAACAAUGAGGAUAUGAAACAGGCUGCCAGAGACUUCUUUAGACAGCUGGAGCAGCACGAGAGCCAUGCUGUCUCCUUAUGGCAGCAGUUCAGAGACAUCACAGUGAAGGAGUAUCGGCACAUUUAUGAGCGGUUGGGGGUCCACUUCGACGUUUACAGCGGGGAGUCCUUUCACCAGGAUCAGGCCCAGGAGGUGGUGCAGCAGCUGCAGAGCCGGGGCCUGCUGAAGACAUCUGAGAAGGGCACUGGUGUGGUGGAUCUUUCCCCCAACAGAGACAUGACCAACGUCUGCACAGUGCUCCGCAGCGAUGGUACAACUCUCUACAUCACCAGAGAUAUCGCUGCAGCCAUUAACCGAAAGGAAAAGUACAGUUUUGAUGAGAUGAUUUAUGUGACAGAUAAAAGUCAAGAGAAUCACUUCUCCCAGUUAUUCCAGAUCCUGCUUGCGAUGGGUCACUCUUGGGCAGAUGGGUGUCGGCACGUGUCCUUUGGUCUGGUGCAGGGCAUGAAGACCAGGACCGGUGAGGUGGUGUUUCUGGAGGACGUGCUGGACGAGGCUCGGGCCAGGAUGCUCCACAACAUGAGCCAAUCAAACACAACAAAGGAAUUGGAAAACCCAGAGGAGACUGCAGAAAAAGUAGGAAUCAGUGCCCUAAUAAUCCAGGACUUCAAAGGCCCCCUGCAGUCAGACUAUAAGUUUGACUGGGACCGGAUGCUGCAGGCUCAGGGUGACACUGGCGUCUUCCUUCAGUACACACAUGCUCGACUCUGCAGUUUAAAGCAGACGAAAAAAGGUGUAGACGCAGUUGCGUUCGACCCAUCCCUUCUAUCUGAGCAGACGUGUACUGCCAUCCUGCAGCACCUCCUUCGUUAUGACGAGGUAUUGUACCAGUCAGCUCAGGAUCUGCAACCUAAGCACCUUGUCAACUUCUUGCUGAAGCUGUGCCACCUGAUUGCUUCGGCACACAGAGAUCUGCCAGUAAAAGGAAGCCCUGAGGCUGUUGCACAGGCAAGGUUACGACUGUUCAGCGGAGCAUGCUCAGUCCUGGCCAACGGGAUGAGAAUCCUGGGCAUCACACCAGUUAACAAAAUGUAAAAACUCCAUCGGUGUGUAUCAGUGUUCUUUUCAGUGCUGCAACUAUUGUUGAUUUGUAUUCUAAAAACAGAGCCUUAUAUUGUCAAAAUAAAAUUAUGCUAGUCUAUAGGAUUGGGUCUAGUCUGUAUUCAGAAAAAACACACUUCUCUGCUAAUAAAAGCUGUAAAAUUACCUUCAUAACGAGACAACACUGAAGUGAUUAAAACAAAAAAAAAAUUAGAAAACAAGGUGUGGGGGGGAUUAUGCAUGCAGUCUGAUUUGGGCACAUUCAGAGUAAGGACUAGGUGAUUUGGAGCUAAGUCACUCGUAUUGCACAGUUUAAAGACCAAUUAUUAACACUGGAUUAUUAAAUAAAAUAAAAAGACAAUAUAAUACUCGCGAUUUAAAAAAAAAAA